Molecule: messenger RNA, 3357 nt
Organism: Rhinichthys klamathensis goyatoka
Lineage: Eukaryota; Metazoa; Chordata; Actinopteri; Cypriniformes; Leuciscidae
Gene: stox1
Product: storkhead box 1
Exons: 4
Coding region: 129-3038 (969 amino acids)
Biological process (GO): positive regulation of transcription by RNA polymerase II
Cellular component (GO): nucleus; cytoplasm
Molecular function (GO): RNA polymerase II transcription regulatory region sequence-specific DNA binding; DNA-binding transcription activator activity, RNA polymerase II-specific
Source: RefSeq, a predicted model, not a curated record
CGCGAGACAUACGGAGAGGAGGCGUCCUGACACAUUCAAACUGUGGGUUUACAGUUGUUGGAUUAAACCGAAUGAAGAUGUUUCAUUCUCAGAACUACAUGUAGAUUGAGAUUCGUGUGAAGGCAGAAAUGUCUGUACAGCACCGCUUGGUCCAACUGUCAGCCGCGUCGCUCGCUGUUGUUCUCAGCCGGGACGAGGACAUCAAAUACAGCGCGAGCAGCACUAACGGACAGGACGUGUUUGCGGAUUUUAAGUCGCAAAAUUCGCGAAGCUUCUGGAAUAAAAGACUCGUGAAAGCGGUGGCGGAAGUUUCCUUCCAGGGAUGGCUGGAGAACUACGUGCUGCUCGUCCAGGGCAAUGCCAAUAACUUGGAGGUGUUGAGGGAAGCGUGGAUGCGCAGGGCGCUGAGGUCGCCCAAAGGAUACACUAUCCAAGCUGUAGGUGAUCUCUCCCCUGUGCAGAUGUCACCAAUCUCCCAGUCUCAGUUUAUUCCACUGUCUGAAAUAUUGUGCUCUGUCAUAUCAGACAUGAAUUCCACCCAUGUGAUUGUAAACCAGGAAGCAUUGAUCAAUCACAUGAUGAAAGCACACCCAGGAAUGACCAUUCCCACUCAAGACAUCCUGUACAAUGCUUUGGGAGCGCUUAUUAAGGAGAGGAAGAUCUAUCACACUGGUGAGGGCUACUUUGUAGUCACCCCUCAAACAUACUUCAUCACCAACAACAUGGUGAAAGAGAGGAAUUGGUGGAGUGCUGGCGACAGUGACCUGCCGUCACCACCUCCCAUCACGUACCUGGUGAGCAACGAGAGCUGCAUGGACACCUCUAAUGAGGUGCCUGUCAUGGCCCACUGUAAGUCCUGCAGCUGCUUCACCCCUCCGUCCAUUGUACCUCCAUCUGUCCCAGAACAUCAAUCCAUCAGCAUCAGUGAGUGCACUGGGAAAAGCCUCAAGUGGCCCAAAGAACACAAACCCUCCGUUCAGCAUCAGUCCACAUCUACUGCAGCAGACUACCAGGCCAGUGAGAUUAGCAAAUCCACCAACACAAGCCGCAAGGACAAGGAGAAAGCUGGCCGCAAAUUUGGGCUUAACCUCUUCCGACGAAAUACAGGGAAGAAGGACAACAAACUAAAGAAAGAGUAUGCCACAUUCUCUGGGCAAUUCCCUCCGGAGGAAUGGCCUGUCAGGGAUGAGGAAGACUUAAACAACCUCCCCAGGGAUCUAGAACAUGCCAUCAUCAAACGGAUCAACCCAGAGCUCACUGUGGACAAUUUAGUAAAGCACACGGUUCUUAUGAAGAAGCUUGAGGAGAAAGCUGAGAGAGGUACAGAGAAAGCUGUGGACAAGGGUAUUUCCACCGAAGCUCUUCUAGCUAAGCAGAGGCACCAUACCUCCAAGGCCGUGGGGAAGAAAUUGGCUCCUAGAGCAACUCGUAGCAAGAGAAGAGGACCUUCAUCCAAAGAGAAACAAAGGGCAAAGAAUAAGACUCUCCAAUGUGCUGAAGAUUUAGAGGCAGAUGAUCAGAGUACACCUCACCUCAGAGCAGAAUUAGCUUUAGAUGAACCUGACAAUAAUGUAGAGAGUACCAUUCUGAAUCCAAAAUGUGUCUACAAGAAACGGAUAGACAACCCAUUUUUGGGAUUGCCAGGAAAAGAUGUGGAAACAAACAUCAACCAUAAAGAACAAAGGAGGAGAGAAGCCAAGAUUCCAAACACCGGACGGCGGGAAAUACCAGGUCACAGGUCAAAAUCCUGGGAUCCCCAUCGAGCAAAAGCAAUAGCUGACAGCGUAGAGAGAUCUCACACACUGAAGGAUGCACCUUGUGAACAGGUCCAUAAAAGAGCACAGACUGUGGACUCCACUCUGGAUGUUCAACCAAUGCAAGAGCUUUGUGGAGAUUACAGCUCAGCCUACCCUGAGAGCAGCACAUUGAGGAUAGAGGACAAAAUUAAGCUAAGAGAGAAUAAAGUCCGAAGCAGAGAGUUUAGAAACGACAGAUUAAAAGAAAUUAAACAUCAGGAUGGACACCUGAGAAAUGUUCCUGACCAAUAUAACAUUGUAGAUAAUCCUUCACAUUGUGAUACAACAGAAGUACCCCUCUUGUGGCCUAAACCUACAAUUCAACGUAGACUUUCCCUACAUCUACUUAACAGUAAAGAAGAGUCUCAUCACCGUCCUGAUCUGCUAUCCUCACACCAGCAAGUUGGCAACAUAACUAACCAUCAGCUGCCAGAUGGUCAAACCUUGGAGAGAAACACAAGCCAGACUGAGAGUGAGGUGUAUACAGAUGAUGAACAUCGCAUCUAUCAGAAGGCAGUGGAGGAUGAGGAUGGUUGUAGCUCCGUCUGCCUAAAUGAGGAAUGCAUAAUUGACUGUGAGCUAUCACAAACUAGUAUAGCUCGUUACCAUGAGUCUGUCUGUGCAGAUGGUGGCUGGGAUGGCCAUUUCAUUGAGGAGCAUGCUCAUCACAAACCCACCAGAACCACACACAGGCCACAUGAAUACAGGUGGCAGUCCUCUGAUCACCAGAUACUUCAGAAAGGUGCUAGCCCCAGACAAGAGGUCCAGUGUUUGAGAAAAAGACUACAUGAAUCCAGUUUAGCAGAUGAUGAACAUACUGAAGCCCUGGAAACCAGCAUUUUUGACUACUGUCAGACAAGCGAAGUGGAGUCUGAUUCUGAGACCAUACAUAAAUCUGCAGAUGAAGCUGAUGUAGGCAAAUCUAAAAACUGGAUCCGUCUCCAAGAAUUGAAGGACUGCCAUCAGAACACAAGAGAGACAUCUAAGGAUACUGUGAACAUCAGUGCAAACCCGAAUGACCCUACAGGGCCCUGUGCAGGAGAAACUGCAGAGAGUCAGAGUUACACAGCAGAUAGUGGGAUUGACUCUCCAAGGACACACAUGAGUGUAACCUCCAGUAACUCAGCAAUUCUUAAUGGAUUGAAGCAUCGUGGCUUCCUGCAGAACCUUGAAAAGCUCCAGUCCAAUGGCAUUCAUCCUCAGAGUUCACUGCUCAAGCUUACACCUGUCAUGAAUGUUUAAACAGAUUAAAAUGUCGCUCAGUAUCUGGGUAUAGUUAUAUCAUGUAAAAAAAUGUAUAUAGUCCUACAAAUGUAAAUACCCCCCUCCCCACACACAAAAACUAGGAAAGGAAUGUAGGUUGUGCUUUUUAUAUAUUUAAUUCAGUACAGUUUACAUUUUCAGUUACAUUUUGACUGAUUUGUUUUGUUAACAUAGUUUUGUACAUUGGUCUUUUGUUGUUUAGUCAGAAAGCCUGAACAUGUCAAUUAUCUGCUCAAGUCAGUCCUCUGUUAUCGAUGUACAAAUGGGUAUUUCACAGAAAUAAAGUGUUGAAAAAUGG